This is a messenger RNA of Paramecium tetraurelia, 687 nucleotides long. RefSeq lists its product as uncharacterized. The record is from RefSeq and is a predicted model, not a curated record. The transcript has 4 exons. Lineage: Eukaryota; Ciliophora; Oligohymenophorea; Peniculida; Parameciidae.
AUGACUAAAAGAAAACCAUAAUUUGACAUAGGGAAGGAAGAGGAUGAUGAUGAAGCCUUACCUGUUGUCGGAGUUAACAAUACUCCAGAAGAAAUUCAGGAGAGAAAAAUUUUGAAGAUCAGAGGACCAAAAGGAAAAAAUGAUAACCAAAAUACAAAAAUAGUAAUAACUGCCCCACCGCCAUCAUUUGAACAAGCAGAAUCUGAUUAAAAACUGUCCACACCUCCUAAAAAGUUCUAACCUACGAACAUCUUCAAUUCUCAACAAGAAAAAUUGUUUUUCAAUACUCAGCCAUUGAAUAGUUUAUAAUUACCUAAGCAAUAAAACAAUAAUAUGGGGUUAGUGAGUCCAAUAAUUGAAUUUAAAUCAAUUCGAAAGAGUGACAAAUCAAUUACUUCUCCAAAUUAGGAGACUAAUAAAAAAAUAGAAAUUUUAGAUAAUAAAUUGAAGAAAAUAAAAAUAGAUGAUAAAGAGCAUGAAAAUAAAGAAAUCACAUUCACAAUAGAAAAAGUAGGAGAUGAUCACAAAAUAAGAGUUGAGCCUGACAUAUUUGAAGGACUGAUUGAGAAGGAGAAAACAAAGAAGGAGAAUAAUAUAGUGAGAUUAGAAUGUAAAAAGGAAAAAGAAGUGCAUGCAUUACAACUAGAAUUUGUUAAUGAAAAAGACUAUGAAUAAUUUAAUCUAUGA